CAUUAUGCAUAGAUUUUGUAUCCUUAAUAGGUUGAAAUCACUUUAAAUAUCUUGUUGACAUACCCCUAAAAACUCAAGGAUCAUUCUGUUUACUUGGCGCGAAGGUCAAAGGUUGUAAGCAUGGCGGACUCCGUCAAAAAACACCGAGGGUUGAAGAGAAGAGUAGGAAUAGUUGGCUUUGGGCACUUGGGUGCAUACUUAGUUCAGGAAAUAUUAAAGAGGGACGAUGUGGAGCUGGCCUUUGUUUGGAACCGCUCCGUGGAGAACGUUCAAGGCCAGGUGGAGGACAAGUUCAUCCUGUCAGACCUGGAUAAGUUUGCUGAAAGGAAUCCAGACCUCAUUGUUGAAGUGGCCCAUCCUUCUAUCACAGAAAAGUAUGGUGAAGCUUUCUUAGAUCAGGCAGACUAUAUGGUUGGGUCUCCCACAGCACUGGCCAAUCAGAAAGUAGAGACCAAACUCCGUGAGAAGGCGAGCACAUGUGGACAUGCCCUGUACGUGCCAGCUGGUGCAUUCUGGGGAGCACAGGACAUCAAGAAGAUGGCAGACAGAGGGUCUUUAAAGGGCCUCAAAGUCACAAUGAGGAAACACCCGUCCAGUUUCAAGCUGAAUGGCAGUCUGAAAGAAAAGAAUGACAACAUCGGGGCAGAUGCAGUAGUACUUUAUGAUGGACCAGUCCGUGACCUCUGCCCCCUGGCUCCUAACAAUGUCAACACCAUGGCAGCAGCAGCUGUUGCUGCCCACAACCUGGGCUUUGAUGUGGUCAGGGGUUGCCUGGUGUCUGACCCAAGUCUGACUGAUUUCCAUGUUGUGGAGGUUGACGUGACAGGACCAGGCGACGCAGCCCAGGGAAAAGCCUUCACGGUGAAAACCGUUCGCACGAACCCCGCUCAAGUCGGAGCCGUCACGGGAACGGCAACGUACGCAUCAUUCCUAAGCAGCAUGCUAGGUGCCAGAGGUAAUGAUGGUGGUGUACAUCUCUGUUGAUAUCAAGUCAUUAAGUCAUACACAUGUUGCACUCGGGAUCUAGAUGUGAAUCAACAUGUACUGGUGUUGAAUGUAGCGAUGACAAAAUGAUUUAAAGUGGAAAUAAUGGGUUUUUGCAAAAUCUUCGGCUCUGUAAAAUCUUAGAGUUAGAUAUACUUAUUCAAGAGUUUUAACGUUUUGUCUUCUUACAAUUAUGUAAUAGAAAAAAAUUCAGGUUAGAAAUAAAAAAUAGGUAAGUAAUCUAAUUAAAAGUCUUAUAAUCAUUUUCGUCUCUUUAAUAGUUGUAUUAUGUGUUCUUGCAAUAAAGUAUAGAAUCACACAGCAUUGAUGAAGAGUACAGUUGACAGGUCAAGAGGAUGGUUUCCAGCUGUAUGCAUGCUGUUACAUUGGGGUCAUGCAGCCAUUUUCCCCAUGUUGUUAUGAUGUGGUUGUUAUUGUUGUGGUAAGUUUGAACUCUGCCCUUUAACCCUUGGGAAGAAGACUUGUUUUGCUUGGUUCUGUUUACCCCUGGGGGUAAAAAACCAGCCAAUUAUUCACAGACAGUUUAGUGAUGAUUCAUGCUGACGCCACAACCUGGAUGUGUCAGCACCUCUCCAUCCUGUUCAACAGGUGUCUGGGCUGUGUAAGGGGGGACACCACAAAUUUGGCUGGGGUUUUCAAAUACAUCUCACCAACAUAAUUAUAUUUUGACAUGCAUAUUUUAUUGGCUCAGAUGAUACCUUACAGCUAAUAUAAAAUUAUAUAUCUUCAGACAAUUCUAUCUUACUGCCUAUUUAUGCACAAUUCCCCAUGCUACCCUCCCAUUUGCUACAAUGGUAAAGCCUCAUGCAUAUUCAUGACAAGACAACAAAUCUGUGAAUAUACUUCAUCUGUCACAAAUUCGUUCAACAAUGACUAAGUUUGGUAUUGGCAUACUCAUUGCUCUUGCUGGUGGAGCUAUCGGCCUUAUUGUGUGGCUCGUAGCUUAGUCAAACAUUUGAAUUCGCUUUUAGCACAGAUAAGCCGCUGCAGCAAGUAUGAGCAUUGGCAACCAGGUUGUGAGCUUUUUCGCUGUUUGUGCUGGGCUUAUGUUCGGCCUCUUCCUGGUCACGGUGGGCAUGGUAUAGACAGGGCAGCUGCAUGCCACGGUAGGAGCUUGCAGGAAGGAUGGACGGUAGCUACAGACAGCAGGCCUGGGCUAUGGACACCAAACACCAAGUCAUCACAUCCUCGGCGUCUUCACAGCGACACCUAUUGACUUCUGACGGAGCUGCUGUGAUGGACGCUGACGUCAGAGCUGUUUGUUGGACAUCGCCAACGUCGUUGAUCCGUAGACACCUGCCACCAGUUCUGCCAACCUACCGGCUGUUGCUCUCCUGUUUAUAGCCAUCCCACUGUCGUUAUACUUACGCUGCUGACUAUUAUUACUGAUACUAUGUGAUAGUCAUCUUCUCUACACUAACAAACGCGGACGGGACAUAUGCUGCUUCUGCAAGAAUUACAUUUUGUAUCCAUUAAAGAUUCCUCGUCACUACCAAAGCUGAAGACUAUAUUGAUGUCAUGAUGACAUAAAACUCACUUUGGUUUUAAGUCACGUUGAUGUCAUCAGUCUUUGAGCUUUAUAGUAGUCAGACUGUACCGUAAUGAUGACGUAAACUUAACCAUGAGAUUUCGUCAUGAUAUCGUAAUGGUCGGCUGCACUCCACCAGUACUUUGCAUUGAAUGAUAGCCGCUCGUUUGUGCCCAGAUUUCUUACAGACGUCACGUCACUGUGACAUAAUGUAUGUUAACCUGACAUUGUGUCUAAUGUAAUCGUUCAGUCUUUAUGAAGUCUCGGGCCUGAUGGAGACGUAUUGUAGACUGACUCUAUAGUCGUAUUCACAUCGUGUAAGCUACAUGAUUCUAGGCAAAGUUUUCCGGUCUUCUGUUUCCUUUGGUUCAAAUAAAUCAAACUAACACGCUUGAAAA
Molecule: messenger RNA, 2931 nt
Organism: Branchiostoma floridae (Florida lancelet)
Lineage: Eukaryota; Metazoa; Chordata; Leptocardii; Amphioxiformes; Branchiostomatidae
Product: putative L-aspartate dehydrogenase
Exons: 10
Coding region: 121-984 (287 amino acids)
Biological process (GO): NAD+ biosynthetic process
Molecular function (GO): L-aspartate dehydrogenase [NAD(P)+] activity; NADP binding
Source: RefSeq, a predicted model, not a curated record